GCGGCCUCCCCCUUUCUCUGGCCGCUCGCGCAGCUGCUCGGCACUCGCUAUAUAAAGGGCGAAACAAGCGGAGCAGACGGCUGGCGGCUGCAGCCCAAGGGCCGCCGUGUGAGGCCGGGCCGCGGGGGACAGGGAGGGUGGCUUCUUCGGCGCGGGCGGGUUAGCCGGGCUGAGGAGGACGCCCCUGAGGCAAGACAGGGCGGAGGAGGCGGACAACAGCGGCGGCGGCAGCAGCGGGAAGGGGGCCCUAGCUCGCCUCAGCUUGCUCUUGUCCGGAGGGGGGUGUCGGGGGCGCCUCAGCCGCCCAGCCUCGGGGUGUGUGUCCUGCCCGGGGGUGGUGCGGGACAUGGCGAGCUCGACUAACACAAACCCCGUGCCUAAAUUGUAUAGGUCUGUGAUUGAAGAUGUCAUUAAUGAUGUCCGAGAAGUCUUUCUUGAUGCAAGUGUGGAUGAACAAGUUCUUGUGGAACUAAAAACACUAUGGGAAAACAAAUUGCUCCAGUCCAAAGCUGUCGAUGGAUUUCAUUCAGAGGAACAGCAACUUUUAUUGCAAGUGCAGCAGCAGCAGCAACAGCAGCAGCAUUCCCAUCAUCACCACCCGCAGCCACAUCAAACAGUUCAGCAACAGUCCCAGACCCAGCAAGUCCUUAUUCCUGCACCACAGCAAACACCUCAGCCUCAAGUUAUUAUGCCAGAUUCCAAACUGAUACAACACAUGAAUGCAUCAACCAUGAGCGCUGCUGCUACAGCAGCUACCUUGGCUUUGCCUGCUGGGGUUACUCCUGUUCAGCAGAUAAUCACAAAUUCAGGCCAACUCUUACAGGUGGUUAGAACUGCCAGCGGUGCUCAAUACAUUAUUCAGCCUCAGCAGCAAGUAGUUCUACAGCAGCAGGUUAUACCACAAAUGCAACCUGGUGGAGUUCAGUCUCCUGUUAUUCAACAAGUUUUGGCCCCAAUUCCCGGAGGGAUCUCUCAACAGACAGGAGUGAUUAUUCAACCUCCGCAGAUCUUAUUUGCAGGAAACAAAGCCCAAGUAAUACCUACAACAGUGGCGGCACCUACACCAGCACAAGCACAGAUUUCUGCAGCUGGUCAGCAACAACCUCAGCAACAACCAGCACAACCACAGGCACCUUUAAUGCUGCAAGUAGACGGAGUGGAUGAUACAUCAUCUGAAGAUGAAGUAGAGAAAGAAGAAUAUGAGCCAGCACAAUCACAGGCACUUUUAGUGCUGCAGGUAGAUGGAACAGGUGAUACAUCAUCCGAGGAGGAGGAGGAGGAGGAGGAGGAUUAUGAUGAUGAUGAAGAGGAGCUCAAGGAAAAGGAUGGAGGUGAAGAUGGCCAGGUUGAGGAGGAACCUCUCAAUAGUGAAGAUGAUGUUAGUGAUGAAGAAGGACAGGAAUUAUUUGACACUGAGAAUGUUGUAGUGUGCCAGUAUGACAAGAUACAUAGAAGUAAGAAUAAGUGGAAGUUUCACCUCAAAGAUGGAAUCAUGAAUCUUAAUGGCAGAGAUUAUGUAUUUUCCAAAGCCAUUGGAGAUGCUGAAUGGUGAAUACAGAAAAUAAACUCAAAGCUAAAGCAAGAAAGGUUGAGACUUGGACAGUACACUUCAACAGAAAUCUCUAUCUGCAGACCGUAAAGAAACAAUAGAACUGAGGCUACUAGGACAGAGGAAUAGCAUGGCAAUGUUGACACUACUUCAAAUGGGAAAAUUGAGGCAUUGGUGCAGCUAGCUCUGUCUGACAGCUGGUUUUAUAUGAAUACCUUAAUUAACCACUUCUACCUAUAGAUAAAGGUAACUAGCAUGUGAUGCUUAAUCUCCCCUUCCACUGAUUUGAAGGAACUCUUCCUUUUGGUAACAGUACUAUGGAAAAGGCUUAGUGUGUUUUUGUGCAUAAAUUGUGCUGAAACGCUCCCUUGGGGAGUGGGAUUGGUGAGAAUCUUGCCCAAAAUUGUAUGCAGGUUUUUAGCCAAUUGGUGAGGACCGAGGUGUUGGGUUCUAAUUACCUACUUUGAGUAAACUAUUUUUAAAUUUCUUGUGCUGGGCCAUGUAUAAUUUUAUUGAUAGUUUUAGGCCUUUUAUAUAAAUUUUGAUCCUGGUACCAAAAGAUCUCAUUUGUAUUUUAAAUUUAAUAACGCUGAACAUUUUAUUUAAAAGGACGUUGUGCUUUAAAGUAGCCUAUGGAUGGAAGUCAUGAGAAUCUCCGUCUCCCUUUGCUCUCUUAAAAAAGAUUCUUAAAUAUUCUUAAAGAUUGAGCAAGUUAGUAAUUUGUUUGCUGAAUUGCUAAUUAGAAAUCUUUUAAAAAUAAUUUCACUGGUGAACUUAAUGUGUAUUCCCAAGGCCAAGUGAAUGUGCACUGCAAGUGAUGAGAGCAGAAGUUAUAGGUGACUAUGCACUUUGGAAAGGGGUCUGAAGCAUUGAAAGAGCUUCCAUUUCUCAAAUCAUAAUUGGAGAAAAGAAUCACACUUAUUCUAAUGAUUAAGUAAUAAUUUAACUUAAUAUCAAAGGAUUGUUGAAGAUAAAUUUCUCAGUUGUAGCAAUAGUCUUUGGGAAUCAGGUUUUCAGCAAUGCAGGCCUUCAUAAUGAGGAGCAAAGGGACUGAACAUCAGCUAUAUUAAGGAAGCCACACACUUCCAAAUGGCUCGUCUUACAAGAUUUAUAGUACACAUGAAAAGCAAUGGGG
Messenger RNA from Candoia aspera, 2684 nucleotides. It is a transcript of the gene GTF2A1, whose product is annotated as general transcription factor IIA subunit 1. Bases 347 to 1552 code for a protein of 401 amino acids. Gene Ontology annotation, cellular component: transcription factor TFIIA complex. NCBI's taxonomy places the organism in Eukaryota, Metazoa, Chordata, Lepidosauria, Squamata, Candoiidae. The transcript has 9 exons. The record is from RefSeq and is a predicted model, not a curated record. Gene Ontology annotation, biological process: transcription initiation at RNA polymerase II promoter; transcription by RNA polymerase II.